CCAUACCUUACCAGGACUUGGUAAACCUUAAAAGGGAAUACUGUCUGACUAAAGCCAGACAACUAGCCCCUUAAGAGCACAUUUAUAAUUUAUUUAUGGCUUAAUAUUUUCCACUGAUAGGAUUAAUAAAUCAUGUUUUCAUUCAACUUGUUUUCUCUGAGGUAUGAACUUCUCUAUUUUGAUACCAGAUCUUAAUAUGUUUUAUUUUGCUUGUCCGUUUUCCAGUUCAUUUUUGCAGCUACAGGGAGAAAUUUAUUAGUCUGUAUUGCCGCCUUUCUGCUGUUGUGGAGCUGGAUUCUCUGAAUACCCAACAGUCCCUCAGGGAAGCGAUCUCAGACAGCGAGGUUGCAGCUGCCAAACAAAGACACCAGCAGGUUUUAGAUUUCAUUCAGCAAAUAGAUGAAGUUUGGCGUGAAAUGAGAUGGAUCAUGGAUGCUCUACAGUAUGCAAGAUACAAACAACCAGUUUGUGGUUUACCCAUCACUAAGCUGAUAGACCCCUCAGAUGAGCAGAACCUAAAGAAAAUCAACUCUACAUCAUCACAUAUAGACUGUCUUCCAUCACCAUUCCCAUCCCCAGAGAUGCACAGAAGAAAGGCAGUGAGUGAUUCACAGCCCUGCUCUGAUGAAGAAGGCUGCUCAGAAGUCUUCCUCCCCACCGACAGUGACUAUGACUCCAGUGACGCCCUGAGCCCCCGAGACCUGGACCUGGUCUACCUGUCGUCGCACGACAUCGCCCAGCAGGCCCUAAGCGGCCUAAGCGGCAGCGCCCCCGACGUCCUGCAGGUGCACGAUGUGAAGACUCCGCGGGGGCCGGGCCAGGAGCCCCAGGGCCGGAGCCCAGGGCCCGAUGCCGACCACUCGUGCGCCGAGUUCCUCCACAGCCUGAGCCUCACGGGCUUCUCCUCGAAGAACCACGCCAAGAUGGCGCCGGGCGCGUGGCCGCCGCUGGGCUUCCUGGGAAAGCGGAAGCCGGCCAAGCACCAGCACUAUGGUGGCUUCAGCCGCCACCACCGCUGGCUGCGCAUGCACAGCGAGACGCAGUCGAUGCUGCUGUCCGAGGGCGUUUACACGCAACGCCUGUCCCGGGCCUGUGGCCUGACCCAGGAGCCCAGGGAGGCCGAGCGGCUCGGACCUGCCGCUGAUGGGCCGCGGGGCCUGGCUCUGGCCCACGCUGCAAGCCUCCCUGAGGAGCGGAAGAGCAGCCUCCAGGACCCGAGGCCUUCGAUCCGCCGCAUUUACGUGGAGCCGUACCCCGCGGCCCUGGUGGACGCAAAGCCCUGGGCCACCUUGAGCCCGCCCCCUGGAGGCCACUCUGGCCUGCCCAGCCCCACCGGCCCAGAGAUGAGCCCGGAGGGUCCCACCGCCUCCCCAGUGUCAGAAAUACUCAGCAGCAUGCUUUAGGGAGGCCCACAACUGGCUGUCCAUGUUCCACCGCAAGUCCCUGCAUCCUCCAUCACUCUACCCUCAGUUUGCCCCCAGGGUGUCCUCAUCCAUUUUCAAAUGGUUUCAGUGUUAAAAUUCCAAAGAUUACAGGUUCAAGGCCCUCUUUUUUAGAGUCAGGGCGGAGGGGAGCCAGUGUCAUUCCCAGUUCAGCCUACAAAGGGCACAGAGGAGCUUUUGUAUCAACAAGAGUCCUGGACACAACGGCUCAAACAUGCCACCCUGGUGGUGGCACUUGUGGCUGAGGUAGGGCACCCCAAGGAGCCACCCUCAGUUCUGC
Molecule: messenger RNA, 1722 nt
Organism: Ceratotherium simum simum (southern white rhinoceros)
Lineage: Eukaryota; Metazoa; Chordata; Mammalia; Perissodactyla; Rhinocerotidae
Source: RefSeq, a predicted model, not a curated record